AGUAAUAGCUUGUAUUUGGCGGGAAAGAGUUUGGAACAACAGAAGUUUUGUUUUGUUCAAAACAUUAAACAAGCAAUGGCUGAGGCACGGGUGAGGAAGUUAGUGUCGACCACAUUUAAACUAAAUGGCUUUUCCAUUCUGAGUGAUGCAGCGUCAUUCCUGGUGUCACAGCUAAUGCCAUUUGAAGAAAGAGAAAGAGAAGAAUGGCUGGAUAAAAUUGUAGAACAUAUUCAAAAACAAUGUCUGGAAACAACGAAUAUUGGAAAGGACAACAUUGAGCUAGCAAUACAUGAGUGCAUCAGGAGUGGAGCGGAGGAAUCUGAAACCAUACUCACAGUUAUAAAUGCAUUUGAAGUUCCUCGCUUUGAAUAUAACCAAGAAAGAAAGAAGUUUUUUCAAAAAACCACCCCGAAAGAUUCAGCACCAAAGUUGUUUGAUUCAGCAGAAGAAAAGGCACAGUUAUUCAGAUACAGGUAUAUAUUGCUCCAUCAACGCACGGCUCGCCAUGAACUAUUUACACCUUCAGCUGUUGGAUCAAAUGAGACACAGAAAUUCACUUUAAGGCCUGUAGACUACUUCCUUAGCUCAAGCCGAAAAGUGGAUGAUGCUGUUGUAAUGGGCUUACUGACACAGCUGAAAGAAGGAAAGUAUUAUCUGGAAGAUACAACUGGAACUCUGCAGUUAGAUUUGUCUGAAACUAGAUAUCAUACUGGUUUACAUGUAGAAGGCUGCUUUGUGCUGGCAGAAGGUUGGUAUGAAGACAGAGUAUUUCAUGUAAAUGGCAUGGGGUUUCCACCACCAGAAUCUUCUAGAAUUAGCAGAGAUUAUUUUGGAAACAUGAACACAUUUGGAGGUCCUUCCAGCAAAAGUCUGAAGCUGUCAAAGAAGCUGCUUAAAAUAGAAGAGGAAAAUGAGGAUGCUACCAUUGUAUUUAUUGCUGAUGUUUGGCUAGACAAUGUUAAGGUAUUAGAAAAGCUUUCAACAUUAUUUCAGGGCUACUCAGAAUGUCCACCAGUGGCAUUUGUGCUGAUGGGCAAUUUCCUCUCAUCACAGCAUGGCAGUGCACAUGCUUAUCUCCUUAAGGAAAAAUUUAAAAUUCUAGGGGAUUUGAUUGUUCAGUUUCCUAAAUUAACAGCAAAUAGCAAAUUCAUAUUCAUUCCUGGCCCUGUUGAUCCUGCUUUUGCUAGCAUUCUUCCCAGACCACCAUUGCCAACUUUUGUCACAGAAGAGCUGAAAAAGAAACUUCCUUCAGCUAUCUUCAGCACAAGUCCUUGCCGAAUACAGUACUGCACCCAAGAAAUAGUAGUAAUACGGGAAGAUCUGGUGACUAAAAUGUGUCGGAAUACUAUUUAUUUUCCUACCUCUGGUGAUAUACCACAGCAUUUUGCAAAGACAAUAAUAAGCCAAGCACACCUAGCACCACUGCCACUGGCUGUAUGCCCUGUUUAUUGGGGAUUUGAUUAUGGGAUGCAGCUUUAUCCAUUACCUGAUCUAAUCGUAACUGCUGAUCAAUUCAACGCAUUCACCACAUCCUACUCUGGAUGCCAAGUGAUAAACCCAAGUUCUUUCCCAAGAAGCAAUUAUUCUUUUAAAGUGUACCUGCCAGCUUCACGCCAAAUAGAAGACAGUCAAAUUCCAAAUGACUGAUAAUAGUUAUUGUAUUGUUUGUAUAUUACAUAUAAUUACAAUAUUUAUCAUACAUAAAUGUCAUAAAGCUGUAAAUAUAUUUACAUAAUUUUAAAA
Molecule: messenger RNA, 1743 nt
Organism: Schistocerca americana (American grasshopper)
Lineage: Eukaryota; Metazoa; Arthropoda; Insecta; Orthoptera; Acrididae
Gene: DNApol-epsilon58
Product: DNA polymerase epsilon subunit 2
Exons: 10
Coding region: 76-1647 (523 amino acids)
Biological process (GO): DNA-templated DNA replication; error-prone translesion synthesis
Cellular component (GO): epsilon DNA polymerase complex
Molecular function (GO): DNA binding
Source: RefSeq, a predicted model, not a curated record